GGACCCCACCUCCCAAAUCCCCCAACGAUUGCAACAUCUCUGAGCUGAGACAGAGCAGGACCAGAAAGAGGAAGGAAGGAGGGGAAAACGAAAGGCGAUUUUUCUUUGGAGGGGGGUGAAGUUUCAUUGGAUUUUGUGACCAUGGAAGGUGGAGAACUAGUUUCCGUGGAGGGCCUGAGCCCCCUGGAGGGUCUGAGCCCAGCACAGAGCCCCCUGGUCACAGUCAGCUUCCAGAAAGACGACCACAGGAAGAAGAAGUUCCUGGAGGCUGAACCCAGAGCUCUCGGGAUAACUCAGGUGGGCCUGAGUGUGUACAACAUCAUCUGUGGUUGUGUUUUACAGUCCAACGGCCUGACUCGUCUACCAACUGACUUGCUGAUCUUCAUUUCAUCUCUGUUGGUGGUAAUAGCUGGGAAUGUGGCCGUGGCGGCGCAGAACCUCCACCUGCCUACGCUCAGGGCCUGCUUGGGGAUGCAGAUCGUGGCCUGCGCUGCUUCUGUCGUCAACAUAGUGUGCAGUGUUUUAAGACUGCCAGAUGUGGAUCUUUUCUGCUAUUAUUACCACAGGAGGACCGAUACGAGUCAUGGGGAGACGUGUUACCAGAUAGAGAACCUGCACAGCCACUUCUGUGCUGGGGCGAUAGUGGUCCAGUUUGCUCUGCUGGCCAUCUCUGCAACACUUGCUGCUUACUGCUGCAAGGUGGUCAACUGCUGUGGACCAGCUCCCAGAAUGCCAGUGAUCUCCAUCCAACACCCCCAGUCCACCAGUGGAGACGUGAACCAGACGGAACAAGAAUGAAGAAAUGUGAAGUGGAGACUGCCAGUCCUGCUGGUUCUGCUUUUCUAUUUACAUUUAGCUUUGCUCUUUUUAAAGUUCCGACUUUAUUCUCGCAACAUUAUGACUUUAUUCUCGUAAUUUCCAAUUUUUUUUUGUCUUAGUUUGGCUCUAAUACUCCGUUGUACUGUAGGGUCCUUAUGUCUUCCUUUUUUUUAUACAAUGGCCAGUUGGGUACGUUUUCUUUUUUUUGUGUGUAAAGGUUUUAAGCAUAAAAUCUUUGCUACUGGACUCACAUGCAGUGUCCAAGAACAAGUUAACAUCACAAUUAACAAUACAGGGCACACACGAUACACCUCGCAAACGUGACUUUAUUGGCAACCGAUUGACCCGAGAGGUCGUGUUGAUCCUGACACCAAAAUGGAAAAAAUGCAUUAAUGGGCGUGGCCUAACGGCUCAACAGCGCCCCCUAGAAAACUUUGUGCCUCAAGCCCCACAAUACGGUUUGACGUACAUGCACGAAAAUCGGUACACACCUGUAUCAUGUCACAACUUAAAGAAAAGUCUCUUGGCGCCAUGGCCGAAACCCAA
This is a messenger RNA of Cololabis saira (Pacific saury), 1365 nucleotides long. RefSeq lists its product as uncharacterized. The record is from RefSeq and is a predicted model, not a curated record. Bases 142 to 798 code for a protein of 218 amino acids. Lineage: Eukaryota; Metazoa; Chordata; Actinopteri; Beloniformes; Belonidae. The transcript is spliced from 7 exons.